Messenger RNA from Ambispora gerdemannii, 689 nucleotides. Lineage: Eukaryota; Fungi; Glomeromycota; Glomeromycetes; Archaeosporales; Ambisporaceae. The record is from the annotation of a GenBank genome assembly.
AUGACAAAUUUAUCAGCUUCCAAAAUUCAUGACCAUCCUACCCUUAACCUUGAGAAGAAAAGCGGUGAACGAGACACACAUGCAAAGAAUUCAGAUGAUCAUAAAGCAGGCAUAUCUUUUUCAUAUGCUUUAAAGAUGAUGGUCAGCCAAAGUCCACCUACGUUACCCCCAGCUCCGACCAUCGAGAUGGCUCCGACGAUCGGUGGCGAGAAUAAUAGUAGCAUCAAGAAGAGGCCUUCACAGAAAAGGACGCAAAACUGCGUAAUCAGACGACCUCGGAUAUCCGCUCGUUUAUUGGCCAAAUUGACCAACGAAGAAGAGACCAAUGACGUUGUCGACGGCAAUCUCGAGCCCAAAACUACAGGCAUACAUGAACAUGAGGAUGACGACGUUGUAGUUCGUCUUGAGGAAAUCCUUAUGAAGUCUUGGGAACCCAAUGUUGAGACAAUUGUCUUUUACGAGAAGUCAUCGGAGAAAAAGAAUGCAUAUGUCGACUGUAACCAGAAAAAUAACAGCGUUCGCAUUUCCGACAAUGCGACUGCUAAAAAUUUGUGUCGUCCAAAAUUGGCAGGAAAACAAAGGAGGCGCCGAGGAUAUGAUUAUCAGACUAUUUGUAUGCCUGGGAGUCCGAUGGGAAUGGUACAAAGAAUGAGUACUAUGGACAUAACGCACCUUGGGCCCACACGAUU